Messenger RNA from Antechinus flavipes (yellow-footed antechinus), 1704 nucleotides. It is a transcript of the gene PGAM1, whose product is annotated as phosphoglycerate mutase 1. Gene Ontology annotation, biological process: glycolytic process. NCBI's taxonomy places the organism in Eukaryota, Metazoa, Chordata, Mammalia, Dasyuromorphia, Dasyuridae. The transcript has 4 exons. The record is from RefSeq and is a predicted model, not a curated record. Gene Ontology annotation, molecular function: intramolecular phosphotransferase activity. The coding region runs from base 117 to 881 and encodes 254 amino acids.
GGGUGAGGGCGGGGCGCAGUCGGGAUUGAGAAGCCGGCUGCUCCGCGGAAUCUCAGUGCGCGCUCGCCGAUCUGCCGGUGUCCUCGCUCCUCGCUGCCCCGAGCCUCUGCCCCGCCAUGGCCGCCUACAAGCUGGUGCUGAUCCGUCAUGGAGAGAGUGCCUGGAACCUGGAGAACCGCUUCAGCGGUUGGUACGACGCGGACCUGAGCCCCGCCGGGCACGAGGAAGCCAAGCGCGGUGGCCAAGCGCUGCGAGAUGCUGGCUAUGAGUUUGAUAUCUGCUUCACCUCUGUCCAGAAGAGAGCAAUCCGUACCCUUUGGACAGUACUAGAUGCCAUUGACCAGAUGUGGUUGCCUGUAGUGAGGACUUGGCGCCUCAAUGAGCGGCACUAUGGAGGUCUGACGGGCCUCAAUAAAGCAGAGACAGCUGCUAAGCAUGGCGAGGCGCAGGUGAAGAUCUGGCGGCGAUCCUACGAUGUCCCACCCCCUCCGAUGGAGCCUGACCACCCCUUCUACAGCAACAUCAGCAAGGACCGGCGCUAUGCAGAUCUUACUGAGGAUCAGUUGCCCUCUUGUGAGAGCUUGAAAGACACCAUUGCUCGGGCUCUUCCCUUCUGGAAUGAGGAAAUCGUUCCCCAGAUCAAGGAAGGAAAACGUGUUCUGAUUGCAGCCCAUGGCAACAGUCUUCGAGGGAUUGUCAAACAUCUUGAGGGUCUGUCUGAAGAAGCUAUCAUGGAGCUGAAUCUGCCCACUGGCAUUCCCAUCGUGUAUGAGUUGGACAAGAAUCUGAAACCCAUCAAGCCCAUGCAGUUCCUUGGGGAUGAAGAGACUGUUCGCAAAGCCAUGGAAGCUGUGGCAGCGCAAGGCAAAGCCAAGAAGUGAAAACAGGCUAACGGGCCCAGCCAGCAAUAGCCAGGUCCUUCCCUUCUCACUGUCUCCACUUCUCUCCCCUGCCUGCUCCACACACUGACCAUCGCCGUAGGGAACACAACGCAUAGCUGCAGGUGGGGGACUGAUGGUUCCUUUUCUCAUUUCUUCCUAUUUCAGACCAAUUUCUUUCUCUCCCCUGCCCCUCCCCUCAAGCACAUUAGUCAAAAUGCCUCCUGGGUGAUUUGGCUCAGUAAGAACCUGUUAGGGGUUAUAGGGACUUAGUAAAAAGUGACCAAGGUGGGGAGUUUGAAAGAAGCAAUUGUUUCAGUUAAUCCUAUGAGCCAGUUCUGCCAGUAGGGCAGCCCUCUCAGGGGCUGUUGUAGGAAGCUGCCUAUAACCCAGGUGGUCAUUUAACAAAUCAUGAAGUCUUGUUUGAAUGUUUCCUCCAUAUCCCCAAAAAAUUGGAUCUGGGAGGUAGAUUAUGUCAUGUUUUCUUGUUGCAUUUACAUUGAUAAAGGACCCUUCCAGAGUGGUUAUUAGUGGCUUUUUAAAUUAAACUGUCCCACUUGGUAGUCAUCAGUCAUCUCAAGCCACAUCACAAGAGUUCCUUGACUUUUAAGGGGUGGCCAAAUAUAUCCUACUGUAUUUUAUAGCCCUGCUCUUCUGGGCAGUGAGAUGUCCCUAAAUCAUGUUGAAAUGUGUUUCUAAGUAUUCCAUUGCCUUUCACCUCAUGUCCAAUCACCUGGGUACUCAAUCAAUUUUAGCAUAACUGUACUAACCCUGCCCCUCCCCCCCUUUUUUGUUGUUCACUAUAAUAAAGGAGUGAUGUGCAAUA